Molecule: messenger RNA, 1179 nt
Organism: Fonsecaea monophora
Lineage: Eukaryota; Fungi; Ascomycota; Eurotiomycetes; Chaetothyriales; Herpotrichiellaceae
Exons: 3
Coding region: 1-1179 (392 amino acids)
Biological process (GO): purine nucleobase biosynthetic process
Cellular component (GO): cytosol
Molecular function (GO): methylenetetrahydrofolate dehydrogenase (NADP+) activity; methylenetetrahydrofolate dehydrogenase (NAD+) activity
Source: RefSeq, a predicted model, not a curated record
AUGUCGCAAGGCUCAGGACCAGUGCCCCAUCCGAGCUGCAAGGUCAUCCUCGCCGGGACUAUCGCGAAGGGACUUUUGGCGGAAAUCCAGGCUGGUCUAAAGGAACUCGAUCGCAAGCCACAUCUGUUGGGGAUUCUGGCAAACAAUGAUCCAGCAGCGAGAGUGUAUGCAGAUUGGACCGAGAAGACGUGUCGUGAAAACGAGAAGGACUCGACAAGCGAAAAUCUGGACCCCUUUCCCAUUGUCCUGCCCUCUGAAAUACGUCCUGACGUGAUCGUAACUGGCAAAAGUGGCUUCGCGUACACGCUCCAAGAAGCGGCAAAGGACUCGGUGGAAGAGGUCGUGCUCGCGGCCAACGCCAACCCGACCUACGACGGCAUCAUCAUCUACUACCCGAUCUUCAACAACCGGGGUCAAGACCAGUACAUCCAGAACAUCGUGUCCCUGGGCAAGGACGUCGAGGGCCUGAGCCACCAGUACAUCUUCAACAUGUACCAGAACAUCCGGUUCCUGGACGAGGCGCAGAUGGUCAAGAGCAUCCUGCCGUGCACGCCGCUGGCGGUGAUCAAGAUUCUCGAGUACCUGCACAUUUACAACACCAUCCUGCCCUACGGCAACAGGCUGUUUGGCCGGACCAUCUGCGUCGUCAACCGCAGCGAGGUUGUGGGGCGGCCGCUCGCCGCUCUGCUCGCCAACGACGGUGCCUGCGUCUACUCGGUCGACGUCACGGGCGUGCAGCAGUUUACGCGGGGCGAGGGGAUCCGCAAGCGGAAACACGAGGUGGUGGAGAAAGAAGGGUGGACGAUUGAGAAUUGCGCUCCGCUGUGCGACGUCGUCAUCACGGGCGUUCCGGGCGAAGCGUACAAAUUCCCGUGCCACCUGUUGAAGGAGGGGGCCGUGUGUAUCAAUUUUUCCAGCGAAAAGAACUUCCCUCCCGAAGUCAAGGAAAAGGCGUCCAUCUACGUCCCCGCCAUCGGCAAAGUCACCAUCGUCGUGCUGCUGCGCAACCUGCUCCGCAUCGUGCAGAACCGGCAAGCCCAGGUGACGAAGGAACAACAACAUUCCGCCGCUCAGGCAUCCGCGGUUGGAGACAGUUUGAGAGUCGAGGCUAUCGACAACCAUGAUACUGUGGCAGACGGGCGAAAAGGAGAAACGGCCCAGAACGGGGUUGCGAGGUAG